Messenger RNA from Botrytis cinerea B05.10, 987 nucleotides. RefSeq lists its product as hypothetical. The record is from RefSeq and is a predicted model, not a curated record. The coding region runs from base 84 to 839 and encodes 251 amino acids. The transcript is spliced from 2 exons. Lineage: Eukaryota; Fungi; Ascomycota; Leotiomycetes; Helotiales; Sclerotiniaceae.
GAAUUCGAAGUACUUCAACUUCAUCACUGGCCUCAUCCCAACUCCACAUAGAGUCAAAGUUUAUCACUUAUCGCCAAUACGCUAUGGAAUCGAAAAGAAUAAUUCUUGUUACCGGAGCAAACGCGGGCAUUGGUUUUGACACCACCUACGCCCUCUCCAACGCAAGUCCUAACAACCACAUCAUCCUCGCCGCCCGUAGCGCUGAGAAAGGUAGCAAAGCCCUCGCCGAGAUUGAAGCUCGGAAACCGGCGGGGACGAUCAGCCUGAUCGAGCUCGACAUCACAAAGGACGAAUCUAUCGCGGCUGCUGUGGCAAAGAUCACCACCGAUUUCGGUGUGCUCGAUGUACUCGUCAACAACGCUGGGGUUACCCCUCAAGAUGAUAUCGAUCGCCGUGCCGCUUAUAUCACGACUCUUAACACCAAUUCUAUCAGUCCCCUUCUCUUGACUGAAGCUAUGGUACCGCUUCUUCAGAAAUCAAAGGACCCUCGGAUUAUUAACGUUAGCUCAUGUUUGGGCUCCAUUUUUGAGAGGCUAAACCCAGAUUUUCAGUAUUAUGGAGCGACGCAAGAGGUAUAUCGCAUGUCUAAGGCGGCUCUGAACAUGGCGACUGCGUGCAUGUCUGUGAAUUACAAGAGCUGGGGGGCGAAGGUUUGGGCUUUCUGUCCGGGGUAUGUUGUCACAAACUUGGCCGGCGAGAAGCAAAGACAGAACAUGAUAGACCAGGGAGCGGAAAGCUCAGAGACUAGUGCUGCUGGGAUUGUCGAAAUUGUCGAGGGCAGGAGGGACGGCCAGCCUGAUAUAUUUUUAGCAAGAUAUAACGAAACCUGGAAUUGGUAAGAAUAUCUAGUAGAUAUGCUUUAUCCUAACUUCUAUAUACCCCUUCCUUAUGCACAGAGCGCUUUACGCUGUCGGACGUUCUUUGUGUGGAAAAUAACUUUAAAACCCUGUAUGCGUUUUGCUUUCCAGUAUGAAAUAUACAAUAUGA